CAGUAUGAGUGUCUGGAGUGUGGCAAGGUGUUCAAGUGGUCAUCGCGGCUGAUUCACCACCAGCGCACGCACACGGGUGCUGUCACUCCCGCCAGACGUGAUGCCCAUGCUGGACCCUAGCCAGCUCGCUAUCCGUGAGAUGCAGGAAGAUGAGGAGCAGAUGGUUCUGGAACUGCUAAAGGAUGGGUUCAAGGACACGGAGAACCGGCUGAUCCUGUAUGUCCUGACGCGGCCCCUGGCGCUGCUGCUCCUGGCCGUGGUGAGCAGCGGCCUCCGCUUCCUGCUCAACUCCUUUGUAGCGGCGCUGCUGGGGCCCGUGCUCCUCACCAUCCUGGCCCUCAAGCUGCUGCUGCGGCGCUUGCCGGACCUUGGCUGCCUGGGCGCGUACUACCGCUCGGGGCAGCGUGGGCUCUGGGUGGCGGUGUACGACGGCGACGAUGUGUGCGGCUGCGUGGCGCUGCAGCCCUGCCCGCAGGGGGUGACCCGCACGGCUGAGCUGAGGCGCUUGGCCGUCAGCCGCUGGUACCGGCGCUCCGGCGUGGGGCGCUGCCUGGUGGCCUUCCUGGAGGCCCAGGCCCGGGCGCAGGGCUAUGAGCGUGUGGUGCUCUACACCGCCGUGGUCACCAAGGCUGCCAUCAGCCUCUUUGAGAGCAGCGGCUACCGCCCCACUGGCGGGCGCAGCUGGCUGGGCUACACCAUCCUGCAGGAAUUCAGCAAGGAGCUCUAGCACCCGCUGCCCCCCUUCUGCUGGGUCGGGGGAGUGACUUGUAGGGAGCAAUUCUGGCGAAGGGCUGGCGGGCCGCAUCCGUCCUCAUGCCCAGGAGUCCCUCUGCUCCAUGGAUGUGGGAUUUGGGGUGUGGCAGCCCCAGCCUUCUUUCCCAGGACAGCAGUGCCACCUCUUCCUUGACUGGAAACAGCCUGUUUUGGAUGAGUCCCUUGCUGGAGCUUCAGCUGGACAAGACCGGCUGGACCUGAUUGUGACUGUUGGGGGGGAGGGGGGAGGGAAAUCACAGACCC
This is a messenger RNA of Malaclemys terrapin pileata, 1017 nucleotides long. It is a transcript of the gene NAT14, whose product is annotated as N-acetyltransferase 14 (putative). The record is from RefSeq and is a predicted model, not a curated record. Lineage: Eukaryota; Metazoa; Chordata; Testudines; Emydidae. Gene Ontology annotation, molecular function: N-acetyltransferase activity. The transcript has 3 exons. Bases 101 to 727 code for a protein of 208 amino acids.